GUGUAGCCGUAGAACGUUGUCCCAGAGUCGGGCGGUCUCUCAGGUCUCAGUCGGUGACUCGAUUGGCCUCGGACAACUCGGUGCUACAACAACUGAAAAAUUUUAUAAUAAAUUUUUAUUUUAUUUAAUUAUUUAGAGCGAAGAGAAAUCGCGAUCGGGCAGGGGGUGGACAGCACUUGGAUUUCUCCUGGGGAAACGGAGCGAUUUAAAAUCGCAACGGUUGUGCAAAUUUCGACGGAUUUAAUUGUUGGUGAACGUCAAGUACAAUCGGACGACCGUCAACUUAUAAUAGAAAAAGGGGAACAUUAGGGAGAGGGGAAGAGUGUUCAUAAGUGUCUUUAAUUUCAUAUUCUGGUCCGGAGUUGGCGAGUAGAUAUAGGGGAUCAUGUCUGGCACGAGAAAUUGCAUCUGACGGAAAAACAAAUUAUUGGUGACGGAUUUUUUCAACAGAUAAGUGGACAGGAAAGAAUGAUAUAUUAACGUGAAAAUAGAAAAGGUGAAAAAAUGAAAGCUGUGGAACAACAACAACCCAAUUCCAUGGACUCCAGUGACUCAGUUAAUGGGGGCAGUGAGUAUGCGUAUCGUCCUCUUACAACGAAACACAGACGUGCCGGAAGUACCGGUACUACAGGCGAUGAAGAGUACACCACUGAUGAAGAUGAGAUGUAUCCGGAUGAGGCUGAUUGCGCUGGAAUUUCUCAUCAUCAGCCCAACCCUAUUUUAAAGUCUGAUCUUGCACGUGCUGCUACGGAUUUAUUUGGAUACUCAGCCAAAGGAGAGGAUGAGGAACCUACCAGUUUGUUUGAUGAGGAUGAGAACAAUGUUCGUCCACACAGCUCACAGAAUGGUUCAUCAUCCCACUUCGUGUACAACGACAAACCAUUUUGUCCGAAGGCUUCUCACUCACCUUCGGAAGACCCUCAAAGGCCCAUUAAUCUUCGUAAAAAUGAGGACACCGAUAAACACAACGAAGUGCUCAACAACGAUUCAAAUGCCUGUGACUUGAUCCGCGUAAGCAGACCCUUAUCACUGGCACUGCCAGGUCAUAACUUAUCAGAACCAGUUGCAACGAUGGCGACGACCUACGAGACCAUCUCCACGAACCUCGGUAAUGCAAAACCUCUAGCCGGCAAUGAGCCAACUCUAACAUCUGCCGAACGUAAUUGGGAGAAAACUGUUGCCGAGGUGAAGGAGCACGCGGUAACGAAACUCGAAGAGGAACUCAAGAAAGCUCAUGAGGAACUCAAACUCAAGGACGAAGAGGUGACGCGAUUACUACGAUUCAGACAGGAUGUGGGAAGUGAAUUGGAGGAACUGACGGCUAGUCUCUUCCAAGAGGCCCAUAAUAUGGUCAGGGAAGCCAAUACACGUCAGGCAACAGCUGAACGAUUGCUCGAGGAGAGUCGAAUGAAAGUCGAAGUUCUUGCGGCCGAAGUUGUCGCUCUCAAAACUUUAGUUCUGACUUCAACUCCGGCUCAACCGAAUCCCCAUCUUCAUCCGCAAAUCGAUAACAGAUGUGCCGUCAGGUGCAAAUCAACUAGCUCCGCUGAUGAUGUUGGUGGCAGUGGUGGAAUCUUCACGAAGAAGCACCGAAGAUCCCCCUCCCACAUGAACCUCAAGUACGGAAGGGAAAAUUCCCCUCCGGAGUCACCGGUUAAGGAGCAGAAGCCAAUUUUUUCAACAGCUGCACAUCACGAAGUGCACUCCAACGACAAUUCUCUAGGUUCUAGACAGUUUCGGGAGAAAGGAGAUGUCAAAGAGACUAGAGAUUCGGAGAGAGACGAUUGUGAACGAGGGGGUGAGGGGGAUCGUAUUACCAGUAAGGACGGCCAGAGCGAUCUGGGAAUGGAGAUUGAUCCACGUUUGCAAUCCGAAUUCCUCACCUGGAAAGCCAAUCCUUGCUUGAGCCAAAGUGAUGCAUUUGUCGGGAGGGUCUUCAGGGAGGAUAUCGAUCUCUGCCUGGACUUUCCUAAUUCAGAGCUCGGUGUGAGGGUGCGAGAGGCUGUUCUUGGGGGGGUUAUUUUCAUCGAGGCAAUCAGUGACAAGGUCAAGCAGGGAUUUCCACAGGAUUGUGCACUGCUGGAGGUGACAAGACAGUGUCAGCAUAGGAUGAGACUUGGGGAUCAUGAGAAUCAGUGGUACACGAUAUCCCAAGUCUGCAGGAAUCGGAUAACCGCAGUUUGUGAUUUUCUCAAUUAUCUUCGCUACGUUGAACGUGGCCUCGUCAAAAGUUCAAUGCAAGACGUCUACUGGGAAAUAGCACGAUUACGAAAGGAGAUGGUGCUCGCUCGACUCGGUCUCUCCCUGUCUUCAUAACUUCCAUUUUCUAGUCUGGAAUAAACAAAAUGGGUCAUCGCAACUCCCAUCAGCCGUUCAUAGAAUUAAUCUCGAAUUAUAAUGAAAAGCUCUCAAACUGUACAAUAGUGCAAUUUAAUAUAUUGAAGAUGAAGAUCUGAGACGAUAAUGUUCAUGUAUAAAAAUAACAUUAAGUAAUUUUAGGCUGUGAAUAAAUGAGGAUGUGAAAAAUAUGAGAUUACGAAUGCAAAGUACAUUAGUGACUAAAUGGUACAUUAUAUUGCUUUAACAUUUUUAAUGUUAUUUUUAACUGUCAUUUUAUCAUUGUUGUAAUUAAGAUCUUUAUCACGAAUACGAGAUCUGUUUUGCAGUAAUAACAAGAAUCGAAACUAUCGUAACAUCUGAAAUAUCUCAUUCUGUCAAUAAGUUCAUUCAGACUGUUAACACUUUGAUUUACAAUUAGUCUAUUGUCUUCCAUAUUUAAUAAUAAUCGGACAGUUAACAGUUCUUCCACUUGUAGAUCACAAUCACUAUCACAAAGUUCCGAAAUAAUUCACGAAUUCGGACGGAUGCACUAUCGUUAGAACGUGAUCCAAAUCGAUUAUUGGGUUCCAUUUUCAUCGAAAACUGGAAGAAUAACUUUUUAUGGAAUAAAAAUAUUCCAGAAAAAUUCUUUUAUUGCUGUCUCAAAGAAUCACAGGAAAACGAAAUUAUGAUAUUAUCCUUGUUUGUUAUAAAAUAUUGACAUAUUGUAUGAAAAAUCAACAUUUUAAUGGAUAAGAAAUUUCAAUUCGUUGAAGAUCGUCACAUAAUCGUCAUGUCAUGUUGGUGAUUAUUAUAUGAUGGAUCAUGUCUCCUCUUUUCGCAGUCAGAAAUGAUGUUUUUAUCAUAUGAAUUAUUUUAUCAUGUUAAUUGUUUUUAUCACAUGACUGUUUCGAUUGACGUAGAAGAACCUUUCAAUUGUUUAUGGGCAUUCAAUUCUAAUUUAAAUGACGACAUCCGUUUUUACUUCCAGAAUUACUUCCAUUUACUUGAUUGGGGGCUUCAUUUUCAUUACGAAGGAAUGAAAAUCUUCACAUAAAUGUGACGUCACCUAAAUUAGAAUUAAAUUCUAAUCAGCAAUUGAAAGUUACUCCUAAUUUAAUGGAAAAAGUGGAAACCGAUUCAUACAAGAAAUGCAACAGCUCUAAUUUCAACAAGAUUAGUCCUUUAUACAAGUCAGCAUUAACUUGUAAUAAUAGAUUUGAAAUUACGAGAAGGUGCCAUGAUAAACAAUCCUUUAAAUAGUAUCAUUACUCCUUCUUUCCAUAUUUUUAUUUGAUAACGAGAUCGAUUUUCAGCGCUGUAAUCAUGUCUUCCAGUUAUACUUGAGGAAAAAUCAUCGAAACAACAAUCGAAACAAAUGUAAAAUCCCUUCUUCAUAUAAUAAUAAUAAUGGAUUCAUUCAUAUUUACAAAAACACCCAUUCAACGUAUUUUUUUUCUAAACAAAUUCAUAAUUGUGAAGUGUUUCUGCGUGACGGCUAAUCGAGUUAAAUUUUUACUUAAAAAUUAACCAAAAUAAUCGAUCAUGAUCACAUUCUAAACAUAAGGGCCGAACCCGGGCCUCGAAUGAGCUGCAAAACCGCCAGCGAAUUAAUAAAUUAGUACAUGUCCUUUAUUUACGAUUAACGAUCAUUAUCAACUGUUGAUAUAAGUAUCCCCAGUGCAAUGUAUCAUAAAAAAUACCCAUGAUUGAAGGGGCGAUUAUUUUUGUAUUGUCAAAAAAAAAAUUGUACAUUGACAAAUAAAUAUCUGAGACCAUUCAA
Molecule: messenger RNA, 4102 nt
Organism: Diachasmimorpha longicaudata
Lineage: Eukaryota; Metazoa; Arthropoda; Insecta; Hymenoptera; Braconidae
Exons: 6
Coding region: 505-2316 (603 amino acids)
Biological process (GO): exocytosis
Cellular component (GO): Golgi to plasma membrane transport vesicle
Molecular function (GO): guanyl-nucleotide exchange factor activity
Source: RefSeq, a predicted model, not a curated record